Pseudophryne corroboree (corroboree frog) is the source of this 2028-nucleotide messenger RNA. It is a transcript of the gene IFI35, whose product is annotated as interferon induced protein 35. The record is from RefSeq and is a predicted model, not a curated record. The transcript has 11 exons. The coding region runs from base 262 to 1434 and encodes 390 amino acids. NCBI's taxonomy places the organism in Eukaryota, Metazoa, Chordata, Amphibia, Anura, Myobatrachidae. Gene Ontology annotation, cellular component: nucleus.
ACUGUUUAAAUACCAGGGAGGGAUGGGGGAGGUGUUUCAAACCCCAAGAUUUAUGUGGGUUGGCCUGGUUUCAGAGCAGAAAAGCCGAAUAGAAGAGCCACCUACUUCUGAUGCAUAACAGUGAUUUAGAAGAACAGGACAACUUCCUUCCUUGUACGUAAAUGAAAGUGAAAGUAACUUUUGUACAGCUGAACUGACACACAAGAGGACAGAACUGCUCCACAAAAGAGAUACUACAGCUAUCAGAUUAUAGAUCUCAAGAUGGCCGACCAGACAGUUGAGGAGAUAAUUUCAGAUGGAGGAUCCCAAGUGAAACUCAAGAUUACACUUCGCACUCAAUGUCCUGCCUCUAGCCAGUUGCAGGGAGAAUUUGUACAUGUUGGAGACCAGAAAGUGACAGAAGAAGAUUUGAGAAGAGAGAUACAGAAAUACAAGGAGCAGCAUUCAGCCCUAAUAGAUGACAUAGCUAAACUGGAGCAGAAGAAGUGGGAAACAGAGUCCUUGACCCAGAAGGUGCAGGACAGAGGGAAUUCUGCAGAGAGUACCUUAUUGGAGAAUGAAAAACAGCUGCAUGAAAAGGAGCUAAAGUUUCAGGAGAGUGUUAGAAACAUUUCGUUGGAGAAUCAAAAGCUGAAGGAACAGGCAGAAGACAUAAAAGAGAGGAUUGUCUAUUUUGAACAAGAAACAAAGAAACUAGAAGAUAUUUGUGCUUCCGGAAUGGAGAGAAAAGUAGUCUUCAAGGGAAAAAUAAGCGACAACAGAAAUGGACUGAGUGUCAAACAUCGAAUAAGAUAUCCUGUCAAUAGCGGAACAGCACUUAUCACCUUUGACGAACCAUCUGUUGCUGCAGAAGUUAUUGCCCAGAAGCAUCACAAGAUAAAGAUUGAAGGGUGCUGGAUACAUGCGAAGGCCGAGCCUGUCGUGCUUUUAGUUUUGGAUUCUCUUAGUAUGGAUAUGAAUGUGAGUACCCGGAAGAUCCUAGUGUCCAAUCUUCCAACCUCCAUGCAAGAGGAAAAUCUCUUGGACAAGCUGGAGCUGUUUUUUUCCAAAGCCAAGAAUGGUGGCGGAGAGGUGGAUGGUAGAGGGUUUAUUCCCGAAUUCAAAAGUGCAAUCCUUAGUUUCCUAAAUGAAGGAGUUGCACCACGCUUGGUGGAAAAAAAGCACUUUGCUGUGCCUUUUGGGAACUUUACUCACAAUGUCCAAGUAUCACCUUCAUUAAAUGGCAACCUAACAAACCACCAGAUGAAGCAUCUGGUGUGUAACCGGACAGUGUUGCUCACCAGUAUUCCUGAUAUCAUGGAUUCAGAUGAUCUGCAGGAUCUAUUGGCGCUCCACUUUCAGAAAUCCGGUGAAGUUCAGGCAUUGCUAUACUGCGCAGAAGGACAGAACCACGUAGCUCUGUUUGAAGACGAUGAGAUACCAAGCACGGAGUGAUUCACUAAACAAAAUAAAAUACCCUCACUGGGUUUAGUUGGUGGUUUGUUUCCUUUAUAAAAUUAUCUCUGCAUAUGACCAUAUUAUAAAUUGGUUCUUUGACUACUGGGAUUCAGGGUAGGGCUGUCCCACAGGGGGGUACAGGUGGAAAUCCCUGGUGGAGCCAGUGCCUGUGGGCCCCAUCCCCUCCUUUAAUGUCAGGUUCCAGACCGUGCACUCGCAUUAUAUAGUGUUACUCUAUUAGAGGGUCAGUUACGUGGCAGAGCAGAAACAUGGAUGCACAUGGCUGCUUGGCUUGCUUCUAUAGAAACUACACCAAGAUCCACCCUCUUGCCAAUCAAAUUUAGUGGUUGCGUUAACAUAUUUAUAUGGGCCCAGGCACUAUAGUAACCAUGUUGUCUGCAGGUUAUGGAAACAAGGAAGACAAAGGAUCAGGCAUACAGACAAGUACUUAAAAUCUGUCUUUUAAUAGUUCAUAUUAAAAUUAUAUAUAUAUAUAUAAAAUCAGAAAUUCAAACAACGAAAUAUGGGUUACAACAAUUGCAUAUGUGUAUAAGAAAAGAAUUUUGUGAAUUAAAAUAAUUCAACUGUGUA